Messenger RNA from Sesamum indicum (sesame), 1466 nucleotides. Its product is annotated as germin-like protein subfamily 3 member 2. NCBI's taxonomy places the organism in Eukaryota, Viridiplantae, Streptophyta, Magnoliopsida, Lamiales, Pedaliaceae. The record is from RefSeq and is a predicted model, not a curated record. Gene Ontology annotation, molecular function: manganese ion binding.
CGAGGAGGAGUAUAUCAUUCAUUGAUUACCAUCAUAAUCUUUCCCCCCUUUGCUUUGUUACCAGGAAAGUAGCUCUAUAAAGCCAAUCGCUAGCUCUGCCUCAGAUGCAGAUGAAAACUUUGAGAUAAAAAAUGUACCCAAAAUUUGCUUUCUUGCUGCCUCUUUGCUGUCUCUUUGCUCUGCGGACAUGGGCGUCAGACCCAGACCCUGUUCAAGAUUUUUGUAUUCCAAACACAAAUUUUGAUGCCUCUGCCAGAGUACCCUGCAAGAAUCCCAGGUUGGUCACCCCUGAUGAUUUCGUGUUUUCAGGUAUAAAAUCGCCUGGAAAUUUCUCUGAUACGGGCCUGUCAGCUAUACCAGUGAAUCCAACAACAUUUCCAGGGCUCAACACACUCGGCAUGUCGUUUGUACGUGCCGACUUCAGGCCUGGCGGGAUCAAUCCCCCGCAUUUCCAUCCCCGGGCAACAGAAACUGUAUAUGUUAUACUGGGGAAAGUAUAUGCAGGUUUCGUGGAUUCAACCAACCGGGUUUUUGCUAAGGUUCUUGAGCAGGGAGAUGUGAUGGUUUUCCCCAGGGGCCUGGUGCAUUUCCAGAUGAAUGUUGGGAAGUCUCCUGCCACGGUUUUUGGGUGUUUUAACAGCCAAAAUCCUGGCACGCAGAAAAUCCCGAAUGUUAUCUUUGGGUCUGGGAUUAAUGAUGAGCUCCUGGAGAAGGCUUUUGGAUUGAGUCUCAGGCAGAUUUCCAGGAUGAGAAGGAGAUUCUUGCCUAGAAAGGCUUGAUUAGAUAGGGGAAAGGGGAUUUCCAUGGAUUCCCUUGUUCCAUUUUCCCUUUCGGAUUUAUUACAGGAAAUUCCUUUCUUGUUUCCUGUCACUGUUUGGAAUGUUCCAGAUAUCUAUUCUUUGUUGUAGAGUGCAUUUUUUUUUCAGGUCUUUCACAAUUUCACGGAGAGAGAUGCAUUAUUUUUCGAGAUGGAAGCUUCCAAGAACAUUAUUUCAGUUCCUUUCGGUUGUUUCGUAUUACAGAGUUAACAGGAAGAAGAGGAAAUGCCAACCAAUCUGAAAAUUCUUCACUCCAUGAAACGUUUUGAAUUUCUCUUAAAGUAGAGGAAAAACUAAAACUGAGCAGAUCUGCUUGAAUCAUCAAAAUCUUGCACUAAAGUAAGAACGUCUUACAAAUCUGGGAAGGUAAACAGUAAAUACUGUAACAAUGUCUCCAGGGUUGUCUCCAAAAGUCUAGGAAAAAUCUAUUCCAUAAUAAAUUUCUAAUUUGAUGUGGAACUACUGCGAAAAAGGAGAGGUUCUUGUCUUGUACAUUGUCAUGAGGCAGGAUUAUGCCUACUGAUUAGAAACGUAAACAAAUGCAGAUGAACUCGUUCCCAUGCAGCUUUUUGAAAGCCCAGAAAUUAAUGCCAAAUCUUGAACUAAGAGAGAAAAUUGCAGGUUCCGUACAGAAAAUGUCGUCCAGAA